AUGGUAGAAGCCUCCCUGGAGCCGCCCGCCCUCCCGCCCGCGGAGUGUGCGCGCUGUUUUCGCACUCUGCCGGCUGGUCCCGGCGAAGGUCCGGGACCGAGUUGUGGACCAGGGUCUCCAGAGUUCCCUUCCGUCAGCGCUCCUAGCCGGACGGGAAAGGGGACAGGCGGGCCCACGCCCCCUUCUCCCCUGGGCCCCACUCCUGCCACCCCAGGGCUCGGGCCGUUUUCCUUCUGCCCUUCCCUCGUUUUCCCCACCGGCGUCUCCUCAACUUUUCCCACUUGGUGUUUAAAAGCGCCACCGCCCCCCUCCCUCGGCCAGCAGCUCGCGCGCCCGGUGCGAUCCUCGGCCCCUCCCCCCGCCUCUCCCCUCCUCCUCCCGGAUCCACGCCGCCCGCUCCCCUGGCGCCCGCCCGGCGGUCACGUGCGCCUCGCCCCGCCCCGUCACGUGGCCCCGCCCCGCCCCGCCCCCGCGCCGGCGCGCUCCGACGUGCCCUGGAACUCACCCGCCCCGGGAGAGCCGCCUGCGGGGACGCGCCGGCCGCGGCCGCCGCUGAGUGAGCGCCCUUCAGGUUCGUCUGGGCGCCCCGCCGCCGCCAAGCAGGGCCAGGAGGGAGCCGCCCCCCCGCGAAGCCGCCGGGCCCUCGGUGAGGUUGGUGGGGAGAGGGGAGCCCGGGCGGAGGGCAGGUCGGGGCGGCGCUGCACAAAGGCGCCCGGGGCCGGGGCUGCGGGGCCGGGGGAGGCGUGUGCUGGCGCGCGGCGACGCCGGGGUGCGCGAGGUGCGGCCGGCGGGGUCCGGGCGCCGGACGGGCGCGGGGCGCCUGGCCGCUGCCUGCCGCUCGGCCGACGUGGGCGACGGGGUUUUAAAUGGCUGGAAGUUGUGGCUCCUCUGCCCCCCGGGUUUCCUGACUUCCUGUGA
Messenger RNA from Bubalus bubalis (water buffalo), 918 nucleotides. Its product is annotated as vegetative cell wall protein gp1. Lineage: Eukaryota; Metazoa; Chordata; Mammalia; Artiodactyla; Bovidae. The record is from RefSeq and is a predicted model, not a curated record. The transcript is spliced from 2 exons. The coding region runs from base 1 to 918 and encodes 305 amino acids.